UUUCGGUGUUCAUGGUAUCUAUGUCGGUUGCCCUUCUGGUAUUCAUGUGCAUUCCUCCGAUGAUCAGAGAUAUGCAGCUCUUCUGGAGUGGCUACGUGGUCAACACGCCGGGUUGCAAGAUGCCCUCCUACGAUCCCUACCACUGGACCAUCUUGCUCGGCGCUCUACAGCCAGCGUACAAUUACGACAAUUACUGCGCCGAAAACAUGCGACCAAACGCGGUGCGCCAGGCUCUCGACGUAUUUACCUUGGACGAAACAGUGCUCAAGGGGCAUUACAACGUGUACGCGAACGAAACAGACUGCUACUACCAGGAGGUGCUUAGAAAUAUGACGGCUUUGAACGCGGACGCAGCGCGAGUGCUCGGACCUCGAGUGCGCGUCGUCUUCGGCAGGCCUCUGCGACAAGAGUACAUCCGGAUAUCUUGCGAAGCGAAGGGUAAGCACCUGUUCUCCGACUACUUCCUCGUUCCAGUCGAUAAGCGAGACGCCGGCGAAGCGCUUUCACGGGGGCAGCUCAAUGUUCUUAUCGUCGGAAUAGACGCGGUGUCACGGCUCAACUUUAACCGGCGAAUGUCCAGGACUCGCCGGUUUCUGGUCGACGAACGCGGCGCCUACGAGUUCCUCAUGUACAACAAGGUAGGCCUCAACUCGAUCCCAAACGUGAUCCCGCUGCUUUCGGGAAUGUCGGACAUGAACGUGAGCCACCUCUUCAAGAACCGUCACUAUGACAGUCUGCCGGCCAUCUGGAAAUGGUACAAGUCGCUCGGCUACGCGACGUUGUAUCUCGAAGAAAUGCCUAACUGGGCCACCUUUACGCGCACCAACGGCUUCAAAGAGGCGCCUACCGAUUACUACGCACAUCCGAUGAUGCUCCAAAUGUUUGAAAAUACCUCGGACUUCUACUUGUGCAUGGGUGGACGGCUGAAGACGAAGGAAGUGCUAAGGUACGUCGGUGACAUAGUGACGUUUCACAAGCAUCGGAGGCUGUUCGCUUUCGUGUGGCUGGCGGACAUGUCGCACGACAAGGUCGAGCAAGUGGCCUACAUGGACGCGCCGAUGGAGCAGUUCUUCAAGGACCUCUCGGCUGGCGGCGUCAUGGACAGUACAGCGGUGCUCUUCCUCAGCGAUCACGGCAUGCGACAGGGGACCUUCCGCAUGACAGAGAUAGGCCGACACGAAGACAAUACACCCUUCGGUCUUUGGGUCUUCCCCCGCCGCUUCCUGAGCGAACACCCCGAAGUCUCUGUGUCGCUGGAGGUCAACCAGCGCCGCCUGGUGACCACGUACGACUUCCACGCGACGCUUCUGAGUCUCCCCACUCUGCUAGGAUUAAGUGCGCACCCGACGACCAGGGGCUUAAGCCUGUUCAGGCCAGUGCCACCGGAAAGGACUUGCGAAGACGCCUUCAUACCGCAACCUUUCUGCGCCUGCGCCAGGUACGGAGAAGAAGCUCGACGACGCGUCAAUGAGCCAGUCCUUCGCGCUCUUCGCCAUCGCUUAUUUAAACGCUCUGGCGGAGCAGCACUUUCCUGGCAAGUGUGCCACGUGGCAUUUGGACAAAGUUGAUAGUGCAACUAUUGUCGGAGUCAACGUCACGGGCAAGGUGCUGAUCCGCGUCGCACUUAAGACACUGCCCGAAGCCCAUUUCGACGUCUACGGCAGCAUUCAGCGGCAGCGUUCAGCAGUAGCGUUCAACGGCAGCGUUGACAGCGGCGUUCGCCAGGCGAAUGCCGCUGUCAACGUGGAGCAGCACAUUGACAUAGUCGACCGCAUAGACAUUUACGUGAACAAGACUGCUUGCCUGGAGAAGAGUCGGUGGCAGAGGGUUUGCAACUGCAAAGAACAGGCGUGACCUCUGGUAUAUGGAGUCAACUUGUAGGUGACGUAGUGACGCCUGAAGACGGUAACAGUCAUGUGAAGUUUGCAUAAAAGUGU
Molecule: messenger RNA, 1937 nt
Organism: Dermacentor silvarum
Lineage: Eukaryota; Metazoa; Arthropoda; Arachnida; Ixodida; Ixodidae
Exons: 1
Coding region: 12-1568 (518 amino acids)
Source: RefSeq, a predicted model, not a curated record